Molecule: messenger RNA, 888 nt
Organism: Lolium rigidum
Lineage: Eukaryota; Viridiplantae; Streptophyta; Magnoliopsida; Poales; Poaceae
Product: ethylene-responsive transcription factor ERF094-like
Exons: 1
Coding region: 1-888 (295 amino acids)
Biological process (GO): regulation of DNA-templated transcription; ethylene-activated signaling pathway
Molecular function (GO): DNA-binding transcription factor activity; DNA binding
Source: RefSeq, a predicted model, not a curated record
AUGGAACCUCUAUACGACUACAAGUGCUACGCCACCACCUACACGCAACAUCAGCACGGCGACGAUUUCAGCUACAGCCACCAUGUCCACCCUCAAGCAGCACCUCCUCCUCGCUACAAUGACCAGCCAAGCUACUCGUCGAAUGACAUUUCCCCCUCCUCCAUGGCCUCUUCCCGGCACCAGCAGCAGCUCCAUUUUGACCACCACGACUACGACAUGAGCCAGUUCAGCGCUCUCAUGGAGCUCGCCUACAUCUCAGCCUCUACUCCACGAGCAGCAAACGCCGGCUUGGAUGAGCUGGACUACGCCUUCCAAGCAGGCGGGCCGGCCAUGACGCACCAGCACUGCCCUAGUGGCAGCUCGGCUCUGGCCGUAGAACCACCCUCCGACCACGGGAGCAGAAGCAGCGUCGGCGAUGCGCCGGACGAGUCGCCACCGAUUGGGGUUCGGAAGCGGCCGUGGGGCAAGUACGCGGCGGAGAUCCGGGACUCCACACGCAACGGCGCGCGGGUGUGGCUCGGCACAUUUGACACCCCGCAGGCCGCCGCGCUCGCCUACGACCAGGCCGCCUUCGCCCUGCGAGGCCCUGCCGCCGUGCUAAACUUCCCCGUCAACCGCGUGCAGGAGUCACUCAGAGGGCUGGACAUCGGCUGCGUUACCUCAGCUGCUGCGGGGGAAGUGGACUCGCCAGCUCUGGCUCUCAAGCGGCGGCACUGCAUGAGGAAGAGAAAACCCAAGAACAACGAGACGGUGGCCGCGUGUAGGGAUCAGCAGUGCACGGCCACCAGGAAGCCGCUUGCAUCAGCUGCGUCGUCGUCUGGUGUGCUGGAACUGGAGGACCUGGGAGCGGAAUACCUCGAGGAGUUGCUCACAUUAUGCGAUCAAUGA